Molecule: messenger RNA, 4888 nt
Organism: Paramuricea clavata
Lineage: Eukaryota; Metazoa; Cnidaria; Anthozoa; Malacalcyonacea; Plexauridae
Source: the annotation of a GenBank genome assembly
GGGACACUCCUUAUUCAUCAGUCUCGGACAGGGAUCUCAAGAAUUUCCUGCUUGCCGGAAAGAGAUUGGAGAAAGUGGACAGCUGCACGGACGAUAUGUAAGAUUUUCAUUGAUUUUCAUUUUUAUUGUAUGAACCCGCUAACUAACUUUACUUUGGGAAAAGCAACUAGCUCAAUGCUAUCAGGACAGGAAUAUAUAUGAAUGACAGCGUGCAAGCAAUGUGUUAAAACGUUGACAAAAGACCAUUGUUUGACAUGCAGCUGGCAAUUUUCAUAUUUUCUAAUUAGAAAAUUAUUAUUAUUAUUAUUAUUAUUAUUAUUAUUAUUAUUAUUAUUAUUAAAAACUUUGGAUGUUCCCCAAAGGGCUUUUCAGCAUACAAUUACAAUACGCAAUUUAAAAUAAAGCUAUGCUAUACUAUUCAAAAUCUAAGUUAUGAUUGUCUAUUAAAACAUUCAUAUAUAUGAUACUAAGAAUUUAAAAGGUGUUCUUUUAGUUUUUUUCUUAAAAACCUUGAGUUCUGGAAUCUUUUCCAGUUCAUCAUCAAUAUCGUUCCAUAUCUUAACUGCGCAAUAAUGAAAUGUUCUUUGCCCAGCAGUAGUUUUAUAGCUUGGAAUAUUUAAACAGUAGUUAUUUCUAGACUGGCAAUUAUGAAAAUCAGAUCGCUUUGUGAAUUUAUUUGCAAGGUAACUUGGCGCAAGGUUGUUCAGGCAUUUAUAAGUCAUUAUCGUGUCUUUGUAAAAAAGUAAGUUUUCAAUAGAUAGCCAGUUAAGUUAUUGAAGACCUGGUGUUACAUGGUCAAACUUUUUAAUACUCGUGAUGAUUCGGCAUGCGAAGUUCUGGACUGUUUGCAAUUUCUUUAGAUUUUUCGAUGAGGUACGUAUUAGCCCACACAGAAGAACUAUAUAACAACUUGUUAAUCACCAAAGCUUCAAUAAGUAAUAUUAAAGUUUUUUAUCAAAGCUCUCCUUUACUCGACUAAUUUGACAUAAUUUUUUUAUGCACGUUGACGACAGUUUAGAAAUAUGGUCAUCAUAGGAGAGAUGUAAAUCAAGGUGCAUCCCCAAGUUUUUGACAUCUGAAACUGGUUUAAGAGUUUUUCCGAGAAAGUUCAUAUUGAUUUGUGUUGGUAAAUUCUGUAGCAUUGAUCUUGUGCCUGCUAAGAGGAAUUUGGUCUUGUCAGGAUUGAUUAAUAAUUGAUGUUCCAAGCACCAUUUAGCGGUUUUAUACAGAUCGUUUUCUAGUUUAGCUAUUGUCUGUUGUACGUCUUCGACAAGAAAUGCAAGAUGGAGUUUUGAAUCGUCAACGUAAGAGUCGAGAUCACUUGAAACCGUUACAGCUGGUAGAUCAUUAACGUAAAUUCCAAACAAAAAUGGUGAAAGAAUAGAGCCCUGGGGCACUCCAUGGGUUAGUGCGCUAGUUGAGGAAACAGUAGAUCCUAUUCGGAUACGUAUUGCGAUCUGCCCGACAGAUAGCUUUCAAACCAUUGAAUGGCUAGCGGAGACGCUCCUAACGCAUUUUAACUUAUGCAAUAGGAUUGUAUGAUUGAUGCUGUCAAAGGCCUUAGACAGCUCCAAUAAAAUGAGGGCUGUUACAUGUUUUUUGUCCAUGGCUUCCAGCAUCUUGUCCGUAAUGAAGAUGUUUAAAGUUUCUGCACAGUGGUGUUUCCUAUUUCCAUUUUGAUGUGGUGAUAAACGUUGGUUUUCUGUUAUGUAUGAACUAAAUUGGUCGAGUGCAACUCUUUGACAGACCUUUGAUAAAACCUCUAAAAGUGAAAGGGGUCGAUUAUUAGACGGUAUCUCUUGAUCGCCAUCUUUAUGCAAUGGUAUUACUUCAGAUAGUUUCCACUUAUCUGGAAACUUGCCUAACGUUAAGGAACUGUUAGUUAGGUUCGUAAGGGGGCCCAGAAUGACUGGUAGACAAUCUUUAAUAACACCCAUGCUGAUCUUAUCCGGUCCCGGUGGUUUGUUUCUGGGCAUUGCCAUAACUUUCUCAGCGCGACCCUAUUAUCGUAAUGCACUCAUGCAAUACGACUUUGACAUGUCAUAUCUUCGGUUCGUUGAAUGCAAUGUGGACAAAAAUACCACCAUUCGAUUCAGUGUAACGAAAUCUCUUCAUUCGUAACGAUAGUUUUAGUCAAUGACAAUAUUAUAGCGAUUUAUGAGCUUUGAAAGUAAAGCGAGAUCGUAUAUGAUCAAAUUUCGCAUUAUUACCAACAAAUUAUAAAAACAUAAACAUACAUUUCGCCGAACAUAAUUUCGGCCCCCAUGAGACGUAUGCUCAUUUUGAUAUUCUUGAUGAAUUAAGCAUUGAAAAUACCAUGUAGAGUGUUAUUUUCAAGCUUCUAUCUUUAAAGUGUGACUUUUAGUGCCGAAUUUUACAUUUCUGGCCUGAAUUUGCGAUAAUCCCAACCGGAAAUACAACUAAAUAUCGUCAAAACAAUGCCACGUUUGUAUCGCGUGUCUCUGGAAAUGCCAGAAAUUGAUUCUACAGGUCAAAGUGCACCUAUACGCGUGAGUUUAACGUCAUCCCGGCUAAAGGAGCUCCUUAUUGGCCAAGUAUUGCGUAAUCCACGCGCGUGCGAAUAAAACCCGAUACUUUGAAAAAUUCAAAAUAAAUAUUUCUACUCGCCGUAUUCAUACGAAACUUUCUACACGAAUGCGCUUGAAUACAAAGAGUAUUUUACUCAUAUAGCCUUUCAGAAAAUGACGAAUGGUUUAAAAAAUAUUCACCUUUUUUUCUUUUCCCGUUUUAAUGUUUGGCAUUCAAGUAUAAAUAUAUGAUUGUUUCGGUUUGUGUAAUGUUUUGACGGCACUUGAGCCCCCGUUCGAAAGGUUAUUUUAUGAGGAUUUCAAUGGUGGGUUUUAUUUUAAAGGGGGGUAAAUACUCGCCGAGAUAUUUACAUUAGAAAAAUUGAAUCGUAAUGUAAUGUGAAACCACGCGCUGAGAAAGAGUAAAUUUAAACUGUUGAUUCGUGGGAUAGAUUUUAGAGUUCAACAUAGGAUCCGAUAAUGCAAUGUUGUUUUUGUUUGCCAGAUCUAAUGCUGUAGCGGCGGUGAUUUUUCCAACUGAGGUGAAGUAGUUAUUAAAAUCUUCAACAAUCGAGUUGAGGUCUUUCGUGUAGAUAUGUUUUUCCUUCUCUUUUACAGGUAUAGUUUUAUUAAUUUUUUUUCCAGAGAGAACCUGAAUUAUUCUUAUGGACUUUAACUUCAUCAGAUAGAUGGUUUAUUGCUGCCUCCUUAAGCAUAACUUUAACUUUGUUACGAGAUUCUGUGUACAUUUCCCAAUCCAGCUUGCAACAUGUUUUAAGAAAUCUCUGAUGUAGUUUGUCUCGAGGUUUCACGAGUUCUUUCGUGUCGGGUGUAACGAAUGUGUUGGAGCGGCUCCUAAUUUUGAUUGUUUUAAUUGGUGCAUGUAAAUCCAAGGUUGACUGAAUAACAUCCUCAAGGACUUCAGUUUUAGUAUUUACAUCUGUUUCAGUAAAUAUGGAUAAAAGAUCAGAUUUCGUAGCCAGAUCAGAAGAGAAAGCUGUGGGAUCAUAAUUUUUAUAACUUCUCACCGUGAUGUAAAUAGGCGGUGGUGUCUUUGGAACCUUCAGUUUCGUUGAUACGUAAAUUGGAAAAUGGUCGCUGAUUGCAGAAUCUAAUACACCGCUUUCAAGGACUACGGCUUCAGUAGAAACUAGUAUAACAUCGAUGAGUGAUUGCGACGUGUCUGUAAUCCUCGUUGGUUCCUUGAUUAUUUGCUAAAGAUUUAAAUGAUUGCAAAGUUCUGUAAUAGCUCUUUUCUCUGGGCAAUCUUUAAGUAAGUUACAGUUCAAGUCACCAAGAUUAAAAAUUUGGUUUAUUCAUAGAUAAUGCCCGAACAUAAUUUUGUCUAAAAUCAUCCUGAAUGCAAUUGAGGGGCAGUCCGGAGGUCUAUAAGUCACGCAAAUCAUUAUUGUCUUCAUUUUCUUAUUUUAAAAAAAUAAGCAUUCUGAGAGUUUGUUAUGUUCAAUUUUUAAAGUGUAGUGUAAUAUACAAUAGAAUCAAUAUCAAGAAGUAAAUAGCAAUUAGCAAACGCAAUGAAGGAAAAUAAACUGACAUUGUACAGGGAGUGUUAUGUUCCAUUCAGUCUCUCUAGAGUAAAUUUUUUAAAACUAUAAUUAAUAUCUUUUUUAUCAAAACCGUACAUGCAUGUACGAAUGCUUGAGAGCCAAUCAGUCCAGGAAAAAUCUCAGUACUCCUAUGUGGCAUUAGAGACCUUACGAUGUUGGACGACAACGUGACGACGACGGCCAUAACAAAAGUAUUCAAAUAAAUUUUUGAAAAGAAAGUUUAAAUGACUAUCAUUGUAUAAUAUUAUUGAUUUGGAUGACGUCCCGAACUCCCUUGAGAUAUUAAUUAUUCGAAUAAAUUAUCGAAAAGACAGUUUUAAGAUUAUUAUUCUAUAUAAUAUUAUUGAUUUGGAUGACGUCUCAAACACCCUUGCGAUAAUCAUUAUUCAUUUCUUUUCUUAAAUAAUAUAUUAUGAAUCUCAUUGUAUUAAUAGCCGUCGUUGACUCGUUGCCGUUGUUUAUUACUUUGAAGAACACCAAAGAGCUCAAUGUGUGUUUUUCUCAAUCUUCAUGUUAGAAACUUCGAGUUUGAGGCAGCAUUUUCCUGCCGAUAGUAACCCAUGAUUAUUUUAUUUAAAUUUUGGACAAUCCAAAUCUUACAAAGGGAAAUGCCAAAAUAAUAAUUAUAUUUAUAUAAUUAUUUUAGAUAUAAGAUAAUGCUAAAGUGUUGGAGCCAUCUUCCAAAAGACAGACCAACAUUUACUGAAUUAUCAGACAUAUUAUGGGAUCUUGAGCAUAAAGAAAAGCCCUAUGUCAAUUUAGACAGUUUAAUACAGCAGUCUAUGCAAAGUGAAG